This is a messenger RNA of Saccostrea echinata, 894 nucleotides long. RefSeq lists its product as uncharacterized. The transcript has 5 exons. Bases 1 to 894 code for a protein of 297 amino acids. The record is from RefSeq and is a predicted model, not a curated record. NCBI's taxonomy places the organism in Eukaryota, Metazoa, Mollusca, Bivalvia, Ostreida, Ostreidae.
AUGCCUAUAUUAAGUAAUACAUAUAAUGCAAAGUAUGAACUAAAAGUCAUUGUCAUUUUAGUGAACCUGGCUUUGAAUAAACCGACAUGGCAGUCAAAUCCUUAUCAAGACAGUAAGUACCACUCCAGUAAUGCUGUGGAUGGACUGGAACCUGAAAUCAGCACAAAGCGAGGAGGACAAUGUGUAAAAUCAGUUGGUGGAUACAAAAAUGCUACUCUGUGGGUAAACCUGACAUCAGUCUACAGCAUUUAUGAAAUUAGAAUUUAUCACAGGACUGGAAGUAUGGAGUGGGGUAGAUUCCUGGGGUUUUAUGUUUAUGUAUCAAACACGACUAACCGACUAGAUGGUUACCUAUGUUUCCAUGACACAAAUUAUACCAGAUCUACAAUACCCUCCGUUGUUAAUAUAACUUGCCAUGUGCAUGGGCAAUACGUCAUCUACUAUAAUGAAAGACUUUCCAAAAAUAAAUAUCCUGAUGAAUACUCCAGUAAGGCAUACAAUGACCUCUGUGAAGUGGAGGUGUAUGGUUGCAGGACUGGAUUCUACGGACCUAACUGCUGUCUCUCCUGUCCCGAUAACUGUCGUUAUUGUCACAUUGAGACUGGAGUGUGUUCCUGGUGUAAACCCGGGUAUUAUGGACAGCAGUGCGAAUCUGGUAAAACAGAAGAAGAAUCAUAUUGGCAGUUUAGAUUUUAUAUCAUGUUCGGUGCUUUCUUUGUUGCAGUAACAGCUAACGCAGUCUUAAUUGCUUAUAUCUGUCAAAAGAGGCGACAAAAGGGAACGACACUAUCUCAAACACCAAAAGAGAAAUGUAAUCCUGUAAACAGUAAACAAAUUUAUGAAAAUGAUGAAGGAAAUACCAAUGACUAUUAUCAGGAACUAAAGGAAAUGUGA